Molecule: messenger RNA, 1729 nt
Organism: Ogataea polymorpha
Lineage: Eukaryota; Fungi; Ascomycota; Pichiomycetes; Pichiales; Pichiaceae
Exons: 1
Coding region: 1-744 (247 amino acids)
Biological process (GO): retrograde transport, endosome to Golgi; intracellular protein transport
Cellular component (GO): retromer complex; endosome
Source: RefSeq, a predicted model, not a curated record
AUGCUCAUUCUCGCCAUUGGAGACUUACACAUUCCUGAGCGCGCAGUUGACAUACCGCACAAGUUCAAGAAACUCUUACAGCCCACGGGAAAAAUCCAGCAAGUUUUGUGUCUGGGGAAUGUGACAAACUCGCAAUCGACGUUAGAAUUUCUGAAGUCCUUAUCACUUGAUUUUCAGAUGGUUAAAGGUGACCUCGAUCUGGACUACAAUCUUCCACUUUCGUUGGUCUUCAGUCACGAUAAGCUCAAGGUGGGCCUUGUGAAUGGGUUUCAAAUAGUCCCUAAAGCGGACCCUUUGAGUCUACUAUCUCAGGCGCGACUGAUGGACGUGGACAUAUUGAUAUACGGCUCGACACACAAGGUUGAGGCAUACACGCUUGACGGGCGGUUUUUCGUCAACCCUGGUAGUGCCACUGGUGCGUUUAGUACGAGCAAGAUGGACCAGGAGGAUGUGGAUACGGUGGAGGCGUAUUUAGCAGAGAUGAGCGGAAAGAGACCGCAAGGAGACGAGAAGAAAGAGGCUCACGGCAAGGAGAAUGACCAGAAUGGCCAUACGACAGAGGAAGAGCAGCCAGAAAAUAGCUCACCCGAGAAGCCUGUGGAAAUUGGAGAGUACAUGGAUCCCGUUCCCAGCUUCUGUCUUUUGGACAUCCAAGGCUCUGUGUGCACGCUGUAUUUGUACACACUGAUCGACGGUGAAGUGAAGGUGGAUAAACUGACCUACAGAAAAGAUGAACAGGAAUAAAAAAAGGGACAAUGACGAGCCUGGAAAAUAGGGCAGUCUCCGCAUGUGUAAAAACUAUUGUGCUGGAGAGGAUUUAAAGAAAAAACUCGACUGAAAAUUUUUUUAGUACUCUAUUAUAUUCAUCUUUAUAUUUGUCAGGAGACGGAUGGAAAGAUCAAUCACCAUUAUGAUGACCAGAGUGCAUUUGGCUCGAGACGGGCCAGGGGGCGUUGUGUCCGCUGGUUUUGUCGAUGUGGAAAAAAACACGCUACCUAACUAAAUUUGUCUGAAUCGUGAUGAUCAUCCAUUUCUUCUUGUCAGCUCUAACGUGAAUUGGCCAGCAUUACAGUAUAUGCAUUUACAUGAUUUCUCAGUCUCUAGUUUAGUUUUCCGACCCCUUCUUCUAGUAUGCUUUCUAAUAAGUCUUCCUCAAGGUUAUCCUCGACUCCUCCCUGGAAUGAGCUCGGCACAAGCUCCGACCGCACCAGAUUUUUCUUCAUAUAGUACGCAUCUUCCUUGUCCUGGUAAUAUGACUUCUCGAUGCUCAACACCUCAAAUUUGAGAGUAUCUUUGUAUAGAUGCAAUGCUGCCCUGUUACUCUUUCUAACGUGCAAAGAGACAUAUUUGGCAUCAUAGUUCUCGCAAAGACUGUACAGACAUUGCCGCAUGAGCUUCUCUGCGAGUCCCAUACGCCUAUACGUGCGCAUCACCGAGAGAGAAGUUACAUGCCCGUGGGGUGUUUUAUCCUCCGAUUCUGGGUCAUCAUCCAUUUUUCCAAGCACAUAUCCGACGAUCUUCUCUCCUGGAGCAACGUACUGCAUGUCGCGCUUGGUCUCAUGUGCUGAAGGUCUAUCUUGGUGAUCAAGUUCGGGGUCUGUGGUCGUUGCCACAAACGAUGCCUGCGGCCACGAGAGCAAGUGAUACAGGUAAUAUUUCAUUGUGUAGUUCUCCGGUAAAUUAGUGAGGUUGGCAUUUUGCAUGCCUUCGAGGUCCUCUAUGGUGGCCU